UCAGAUCAAAAGACGAUCUUUUAGUCAAAGUUCGACUUCAAUCGAGAGAGAAAUUUUGACAAAAAUUUGUUAACAAAAUGAUAAUUAGCUAGCUAGCCUACAUGAAAUUUGAUGAUCGAUCAUCAUCGAGCUGUCUUUCUCAACCGCAACCAUGUUUUUCCUUUUCCACCCAACAAAGCUCCUCCUUCGGUACUUGAUGAUCAUAACCAUUUUCAUCUUCCUCGCAAUCCCCUGUGCAGCUCAGAUAUCAUUCAACUACACCGAUUUCAGUAAAACUGACAAUAGAUCAACUUUAAGAGUUUCAGGAAACGCUACUUUCUUAGGUUUAGUCAUUCAGCUCACGCCAAAUGCAGUGGAUAACUGGGGUCGAGCCACGUAUUCGCAACCGAUGCAUCUUUGGGAUAAAGAGUCAGGAAAACUAGCCGACUUCAACACCAGCUUCUCCUUUAUCAUCUAUUCGGAAGGCAGUGACAACUAUUCAGAUGGGCUCACUUUCUUCCUCGCAAGCCGCGAUCUUCCUCCACCUUCUCCAACAGAUGGCCUUGGCAUUGGCCUUGCGAGCCGUGACCAAGUGAGCGACCCAAAUUUCUUGGCUGCAUAUAAAUUCGUUGCAGUGGAGUUUGAUACUUUUCGGAAUAGAAGAUGGGAUCCGGUUGAGCCUGUUCGUGAACAUGUUGGUAUCAAUGUCAACAAUUUAACUUCUCAGAACUCUACGCCAUGGUAUAGUGUCAUUAAAGAGAAUAGAACAUAUAGUGCUAGUAUUAGCUAUCGUUCUAGUACGCAGAAUUUGAGUGUCACCUUCACUGGAUUCAACAAUAUUGUCAAUGGCACCGUGCCAGUUCAACAGCACCUUUCUUCUAUGGUUGCUUUGGAAGAUCAGUUACCAGAAUGGGUUGAAUUUGGCUUCUCUUCCUCAACAGGUUUCUCUACCGAGUUGCAUGUUCUUUGCUCGUGGUCCUUCGAAUCGACGCCACCUUUUUUCAUUCGGAAAUCUACAGAACCUAACAAGAAAGGAGACGACAGCAAGAAAAAAUUGGUGGGGGGGCUGAGCGUCGGUGCAUUUGUUUUAAUUGGUUGUGUAGGAUUGGUUUGGCUUAAGAAUAGGAAGAAGCGAGCUAGAGGGGGAGAAGAGGAUUUAGGCUUUGAGUUUUCUAUGGACGAUGAAUUUGAACAAGGUACGGGGCCAAAGAAAUUUUCCUACAAAGAACUCGUUCGUGCGACUAAUGAUUUUGCAGAGGAAAAUAAGCUUGGAGAAGGAGGGUUCGGUGGGGUUUAUAAAGGAUUUUUAAGAGACUUGAAUUCCUAUGUUGCUGUGAAAAGGGUGUCAAGGGGAUCCAAACAGGGGAUAAAGGAAUAUGCGUCUGAGGUGAAGAUCAUUAGUCGACUGAGACAUAGGAAUUUGGUGCAACUAAUUGGUUGGUGCCACGAGAAGAAAGAUCUCCUACUCAUUUACGAAUUUAUGUCAAAUGGUAGCUUAGAUUCGCAUCUUUUCAAACGCAAGAGCUUGUUGACAUGGGCAACGAGGUACAACAUUUCUCGAGGCUUGGCUUCCGCAUUGCUGUACUUGCACGGAGAAUGGGAACAAUGCGUUUUGCACAGGGACAUUAAGGCAAGCAACAUCAUGUUAGAUUCAAGUUUCAAUGCGAAGCUCGGAGAUUUCGGCUUGGCUAGGCUGGUGGAGCAUGCAAAAGGAGCACAAACCACGGCAUUGGCUGGGACCAUGGGCUAUAUGGCACCAGAAUGUUUUAUCUCGGGAAGGGCUAGCAAGGAGUCAGAUAUAUACAGUUUUGGGAUUGUGGCUCUGGAGAUAGCCUGUGGACGAAAACAAAUUGAAACCAAGGUCACGGAAGAAGAAAUUAUGUUGGUAGAGUGGGUUUGGGAGCUUUAUGGAAAGGGAAAGCUUCUUGAUGCAGCCGACCCCAGAUUAUGUGGAGAUUUUGAUCGGCAGGAAAUGGAACGUUUGAUGAUUGUUGGGCUUUGGUGUGCUCAUCCAGAUCACACUGUCAGACCUUCAAUUAGGAAAGCCAUUCAUGUGCUUGAUUUUGAAGCUUCACUUCCCAUUCUAGCACCAAAGAUGCCAGUGCCAACCUAUCUUGAUCCUCCAUUUGGGCCAUCAUCUGCAUCUUCUGCUACCGCUUCUGACCAAGUCCAGCUCUCUCAGUCUACGAGCCAUAGUAUUUACACAGGUUCCUCACAAUUCAAUACAUCUUCUACAGCAUCUUCUUCAUCUACCAUACUUUUAUACUCUGACAAUUAACACCAUGUAAAAUAAUAUAGGGUGGAGCACAGACACUUGAUGAUGUGCAUGAUAUACUGAUUGUUUUAGGUUUUUAAUGUAUUAGUGAUUGCUGUAAUUUGUUAUCCUUUCAAGUUAAUAUAUAGUUUAUAUUUUGUCA
Molecule: messenger RNA, 2396 nt
Organism: Juglans regia (Persian walnut)
Lineage: Eukaryota; Viridiplantae; Streptophyta; Magnoliopsida; Fagales; Juglandaceae
Product: L-type lectin-domain containing receptor kinase IX.1-like
Exons: 1
Coding region: 152-2257 (701 amino acids)
Biological process (GO): protein phosphorylation
Cellular component (GO): plasma membrane
Molecular function (GO): ATP binding; carbohydrate binding; protein kinase activity
Source: RefSeq, a predicted model, not a curated record